AUGUCUCAACCCAAGAUCCUCCUCGAAGACUCUACCAACGGCUACGGCUUCGUCCGUCAUAAUCCUCUCCCCCCUAAGCCGCGGUCCAACGCCGUCACCGAGAUCCGCGGCCCCUAUUACACGGUCAUGGGCACUCGCUACCUGACGGAUGUGCUUGAAACAAUGGGUGCACACGUUGACGGGCUGAAGUUCGCCGGUGGCUCGUUCUCGCUCUUUCCCGAGGACAAGCUGCGUGAGCUGAUUGACCUGGCCCAUCAACACGGCGUGUAUGUCAGUACAGGUGGCUGGAUGGAACAUAUUCUUUCCUCAAGUGGGGGAGACACUGUCGAUGCUGUGGACAAGUAUCUGGCGAAGUGCAAAGACGUCGGCUUCGACGUCAUAGAGAUAUCUACCGGAUUCUUGUCCCUCCCAGGGGAUGAUUGGCUAAGCCUUGUCAAGCGAGUGCAAGAGGCAGGGUUGAAACCAAAGCCGGAGCUUGGUAUCCAGUUCGGCGCUGGUGGUGACACUGAAGCGACCGAGUUAGAGAGCAUUGGCACCAGCGAUCCUAGUAAGGUUAUUAACAUGGCGAGGAAGUUUGUGGACGCCGGCGUGGAGAGGAUGAUGAUUGAGAGCGAAGGGAUCACAGAGAAUGUCAAGUCGUGGAGGACUGAUGUCAUUCAGUCCAUCUUGAAAGAAGUCCCCAUGGAGAAGGUGAUGUUCGAGGCUGCUGAUCCGUCGGUGUUCAAUUGGUACAUCCGGGAGUUUGGUGUGGAUGUCAACUUGUUCGUCGACCAUUCUCAGAUCGUACAACUGGCCGGUCUUCGAGCUGGCAUAUGGGGCAAGAGUGACACUUUUGGCAAGAUCACUACCUUUCGCCCACAGUAA
This is a messenger RNA of Diaporthe amygdali, 864 nucleotides long. Its product is annotated as sulfonate biosynthesis enzyme. The record is from RefSeq and is a predicted model, not a curated record. Bases 1 to 864 code for a protein of 287 amino acids. NCBI's taxonomy places the organism in Eukaryota, Fungi, Ascomycota, Sordariomycetes, Diaporthales, Diaporthaceae. The transcript is spliced from 2 exons.